GUUUCUUUUUCAAUCUCUCUCUCUCUUUCUCUCUCUCUCUCUCUCUCUACUCAACCCUGCAAGUGCAAGUUUUUAAUGGUUGCGUGAAAAAGAAGUUUGGUAUAUUGGUGUUUUUUUGAUAUUACUCUGUUUUCCUCGAAAUGGGCAAGAAAGAACAGCAACAGCAGAGAGAUCACAAAAACAAACAGAGAGUUGAAGCUGUUCUCGAGCUUCUAAGAAAACAAGCUCCACUCACAGUGAAACAGGAGAAGUUCUGCAACAAUGCUUGCGUAGAACGGUUUCUGAAAGCAAAAGGUGAUAAUGUGAAGAAGGCUGCUAAGCACUUGAGGGCUUGCCUUUCUUGGAGAGAGAGUAUAGGCACUGAGCAACUAAUAGCAGACGAGUUCUCAGCUGAGCUCGCUGAAGGACUUGCCUAUGUGGCUGGCCAUGAUGAAGAAUCCAGACCUGUUGUGAUAUUUCGCAUUAAGCAAGAUUACCAAAAAUUCCAUUCACAGAAACUGUUUACUAGGCUGCUGGUUUUUACACUUGAGGUGGCCAUAGGAACCAUGGCAAAAAACGUUGAACAAUUUGUAAUCCUCUUUGACGCAAGCUUUUUCAGAUCAGCAUCGUCUUUUAUGAACUUGUUACUGGCAACAAUGAAAAUUGUGGCUGAGUACUAUCCAUGCAGGCUUUACAAGGCUUUCAUAAUAGACCCGCCUUCCCUCUUUUCUUAUUUAUGGAAGUGGUUGCAGGGUGUCCGUCCGUUUGUUGAGCUAUCAACGGUCGUUAUGGUGGUUUCAUCGCUAGACUUCGAAGAGUCAUUAGAGUACAGUGACUUCUCCAUCUACCCACGAGCCUCAUCCCUCCGAUUUGAUCCUUCGUCUAUCAAAUCAACGGCCAAGAUUGGUUCAUGCUCUUCGUCAAGAUUUUCCUUCACUGUGUCUCAUAGUUUUGACUCCCUCAAACCUUGGCACCUAACCUUGACGGACAUGUCAGCAUCCAAACUAGGACCCACUACUACCAGCUCUUCUCCUAUGGGCCCAGCUUUGGUCUCCCCGGUUAACGCCAGGUCUCUCUCCUUUGCAUCACCGGUUGCUAGAACGCCACUCAAGAACAGAAUAAACGUUGGAAGCUAUGGCAGCGGCAGGGGCAGGUUGUUCUCAUCAACGCCACUACCACAGCGAGUCACCGCAAGUGAGCCUAUCAAAAUUUCUCAUCCGCGGACCCCACGUCCAUCGUUCCUCCAGUCACCGGCCUUGUUUUUCAAGAAGGAGUGCCACAUCAACCGGACUGACAAGUCUCAGGAGUCGUUCUUGCCCUUUUUGAAGCUCUAUAGGCGGCCGUACGAUGAGAUGAUGUACAGGUCAAAGAUGCGGCCCCCACUUGGUGGCCUGGUUUCCAUUGUCUCUUCUCACCUUAAACACCGCCACAUGUCCGUAUCGCAACGGUUCUAAACGAAGAGUUUGUAAGCCACAUGCAAACAGACAAACCAGAAAACAGAGAGAAAGAGAGUACACAAGAGUGUUUAGUAUAUUUUAGUAUUACAUUGACAAAGUGUCAAAUGUUGUCAAAUGUCAAUGGCAAUGACACAAGAACUAAUAAUUGAUUAAUUAUUUCUUGAAAUUAUGCUUAAUUAAUUUAUAUGGUGGUGCAUUGAUUGACCAAAGUAAUUAAGAAGAGACUACGUGCGAGGCGGGUUAUGAAUCCUUGUGCACCAUCUCUGAUUUUGAGCUCUGUAGUCUAAGAAAUACAAAUAUAAAUCAACAUUGUUGGCUGGUGAGGCAUGGGACGAAGAUAGCGUGGUCGAAACGGUGAGCAUUGCAUUGGAAAUAUUAUCUAUCACAAAAACCAUGCAAAAGCGUUGAGAAGAUCUCUGUUUCAAAUCACAAAUAUAUAAUUAUGUUAGGAGAAUCUAUGACUUGUUUUUGUUGGAUUUUUAUAAUAAAAUUGACCCAAGUUUGAAAACUUUGGUUAUGUACUCUUGCAUUUGUAAAUGAGUAGUAAUUGUUAAUGAGUUGAUCAGUGCAUAUAGUUUUGUAAAAUAAUAGAUAGAUGGCAGAGUUGGUGGCAGGAACUUGUGUCUUGUUUUGUUGUUUGAGGGAAGUCA
This is a messenger RNA of Hevea brasiliensis (rubber tree), 2086 nucleotides long. RefSeq lists its product as uncharacterized. The record is from RefSeq and is a predicted model, not a curated record. The transcript has 7 exons. Lineage: Eukaryota; Viridiplantae; Streptophyta; Magnoliopsida; Malpighiales; Euphorbiaceae. Bases 141 to 1433 code for a protein of 430 amino acids.